AUGUCUUCCUCUGGCGCCGUACGCCAGACUGCCCUCAGGGCCGGCGGCGCCUGUGUGCGCUGCCGCAAGGGCAAGACCAAGUGUGUCUACGAAAAUGGACGCGCUCCCUGCCGGAACUGUGCAAAGGGAAUGCACGAUUGCUAUCUGCCCUCGGAGUCCAACGCCCAUAUUCAUGGCCAAACUCCAACUCGCACCCAGAGCCGCCCUGCUCGCGACAGCCUGCCCGGAUCGGGUCCUGCUGCAGACACUCGAAGCGCGCUCCCCGGCGCGCUUCCUUCGCGAGCGGCCCCAAACACCAGUGAGAAAAUCGGGCCUGAGAGCUCUCCGAACAUCACGCGCCGAUAUGGUGGCCAAAACGGUGCGACGGCUGCUGCCGAGCACUUUGCUAGCAAGGCCAUGGCUCGCAUCAAUGAGUCCCUUGACCACCCUUCCCUCUCCGACAUCCAAGCUCUUUGCUUGAUUGUUAUCCACGAGUGGGGCUCGCGCAACGCUGUUCGAGCUUACAUUUACCUGGGCCAGGCCGUACGCAUGAUGCAGAUGCAUCGUAUCCUCAACAGCCACCAUGCUCAGCCCGAAGCCGAGCGCUUCCUCAAGGAUGAGUCCUGGCGCCGCACCCUGUGGCUCAUCUACAUUCUCGACUGCCUCCUGGCCAGCACUCCCGGUCGCUACCCCGCAUUGUCGCCCGGAGACUAUGCAGGCGUCCCGCUACCCUGCUCCGAUAUGAACUUUGCCUUUGGCAAUGCCGUCUAUGUCAAGACUCUCAUGCUUCAUGAGCCCCUCGGCCUCCCUCCUGGCACCCAGACUGGGGAGAUUGGCGAAUUCGGGCACAUCGUUCUGGCCACUACUAUCUGGCGCGACGUGGUUCAGAUGCUGACUGGAUGCAUGCAGACGUUCAACGCUGAGGCUUGUGCUUCGCUCAUGAGUUCCGUAGAACAGCUGAGGGCGUCGUUGCCGAUGCAAUUCAUUGACAAGCCUGGGCAGGUCAACUUGCACAUCACGAUGGGCUCCGGAAUCACUUUUGCUAUGCUUCAUUGCAUCCUUCACUGUGCCACCAUCUUCCUUCACCGACGCCGGCUACUGCACUCGAUCACAACCGAGGGUGUCGACAUUGACGAAUUCAAGCACACACCCCUGUGCCACGAUAUUGUGGAUCGACUCAUGGCUUCUUGCCACAGCACUACUGCCCUGCUCGUUGCCCUCGAGCAAGGCACAGACAAGGACUCAGUCGUCUGUUACCCACUCUUCAUGCUCUUCUCGGCCUUCACUGCCAGUGCCACCAUUGCCUACCUCUCGCUCAAGGGCCUCACGCCUCCGAACUCGAUCGAGACUGCCGGCGCCAUUGUCAAGGAUGGGCUUCACCUUAUGGAAGAGUCCGUCGAGAUUUGGCCCCUCAUCACGCCUUGGCUCCGACACCUCAGUGUCAUGCAACGCGUCCUCAAGACUGAGUCGCAGCAGGCCGGCGGCCCCCAAACUGCCGGUGCCGUUGCGCAAGAUCGGACUCCUGUCUCUGUAAAGGACGAGGCAGCUUCCAAUGCGGACAGUGCCAUGGACACGGGCGAUGCCGACGCGGCCGCGGCUACGAACAACUCAGUAGGUGGAAGUGCGCGAGGUGAUAGCGAGCCUCCCAUGGCCCGCAACGGCGCUCAUUCUGAUUCUGCCGCUGCCACCGCUGCCGCGGCGGCGGCGGCGGCCGCUGUUGCGACGGUUGCCGUGCAGCCCAAGAUCGAGACAGAUGCCCCUGCUGAUAUGACCGCAUCUGAGCUCUGCUCUGCCUUUGAGCGCCAGCUCAUGGAGCUUGAUGAUCUCGCCGCGUUUAUGGAUGGCGCCGACCAGCAGAUGUCUCUUAAGCUUAUCCUCGUGGCCUUCCACUGCUCCCGUCCGACGGAAGAGGCUCUUGUGACGGUGCUAUCUUGA
Molecule: messenger RNA, 1914 nt
Organism: Parascedosporium putredinis
Lineage: Eukaryota; Fungi; Ascomycota; Sordariomycetes; Microascales; Microascaceae
Source: the annotation of a GenBank genome assembly